Molecule: messenger RNA, 2618 nt
Organism: Dicrocoelium dendriticum
Lineage: Eukaryota; Metazoa; Platyhelminthes; Trematoda; Plagiorchiida; Dicrocoeliidae
Source: the annotation of a GenBank genome assembly
CUUGAAUGAUUGAAGGUUAGAAAGUUCAAUUGUGCACCGCAGUCGGCUUGGUGAAGGCCGUUCCCCUCAAAUGUGCUUCCACCCGCUGAUUAUACUUGAUCGGUGUGUCGUUGAAUAAUGUCUGCACCAAUUUCCAGUCUAAAUAGCCUUUUUUCAUUUACUUCUCCUGCUGUCAAACGGUUACUUGGAUGGAAGCAGGGCGACGAGGAGGAAAAAUGGGCAGAGAAGGCAGUGGACUCUCUCGUUAAAAAGCUCAAAAAGAAAAAAGGAGCUUUGGAGGCACUAGAAAGAGCUCUAAGUAACCCCGGCGAACUGUCUGAAUGUGUUACGAUCCCACGGUCCCUUGAUGGUCGCCUUCAGGUUUCCCAUCGAAAAGGAUUACCACACGUAAUAUACUGCCGUGUCUGGCGCUGGCCCGACCUUCAAAGCCAUCAUGAGCUCAAACCACUUGAAUGUUGCCGCUUCCCUUUCUCUGCCAAAGAAAAUGAGGUUUGCAUAAAUCCAUACCACUACAAGCGUGUAGAGAGCCCGAUUCUCCCACCGGUCCUGGUCCCUCGUCACAGUGAAUAUCCAAAUGUGGGCUCAGUAGCCUCUUCGCCCUCUGCUCCACCAUGUGCAACCGGUAACAGCUCUACGACCGGCCACUCCGCCACCACUUUGAGCAUGUUUCAAAGAACUUCCGAACCCGCUAUGCCUUACAAUGUUAGCUAUCCUCAAGGUUUCGCCCACUCUCCUGCUGGCCUCGGCAGCAGCGGAACAUCGACGGAGAGCAGUCUCACUGCACUAUCAUCGCCAACUAAUUCCGCACUCUCAUCAGGUUAUCCUACCGGCUCCUCCACCCUGGGACAAAAUAUGCACCCGGUGACAUACCAGGAGCCGAAAUACUGGUGCUCCGUUGUCUAUUAUGAAUUGAACAAUCGCGUCGGGGAGGCUUUUAACGCGAUUCAGCCGAGCAUCAUUAUCGAUGGAUUCACCGACCCAUCGAACAAUUCUGACCGUUUUUGCCUCGGACUUCUUUCCAAUGUGAAUCGGAAUUCCACGAUCGAAAAUACGAGGCGGCACAUCGGCAAAGGCGUCCAUCUGUACUACGUAGUCGGGGAGGUGUACGCCGAGUGCCUAUCGGACAGCAGCAUCUUCGUGCAAUCCCGGAACUGUAAUUACCACCACAAUUUCCACCCGACUACGGUGUGCAAAAUUCCACCCGGUUGUUCCCUCAAAAUUUUCUCUAAUCAGGAGUUCGCCCAUCUGCUCAGUCGUACCGUACAUCACGGGUUCGAAGCGGUGUACGAGUUGACAAAAAUGUGCACCAUUCGGAUGAGUUUUGUAAAGGGUUGGGGUGCAGAGUAUCACCGCCAAGAUGUCACAUCAACUCCAUGCUGGGUCGAAAUUCACCUGAACGGCCCCUUACAAUGGCUUGAUCGGGUCCUCACCCAAAUGGGCACUCCCCGCAAUCCCAUCUCUUCAGUGUCUUGAUCACCGGUGGCCAGUCGUGCCCACCAACACUACGCUUCGGCUCUUCUGCGCCCUUUUCCCACUAUUCUGUCAUGUGUGGGCAUCUGUGAUUGAUGUUGCAAUCUCCCGUCACGUUCAAAUGUGGUUCUGAUCAGUGGCAUGUACCUCCGUCCCUCUCCGUUCCUUUUUCCCCUUAUGUUACGCUGAUGAUCUAUACGCGCCUUCUUUCAUUGUGCUCGUUGUACCUAUUUAUGUGCACCUUAUUCUUUGCGCAUUACCUUGAGCUUGUGUCUCUGUUGUAUGCAUCAUUCACUGAUCAUUAUCCGUGCCUUAUCUCCCUUCACCCGAUGGUUGCCUUCUAGGCAAGUUCCAUCUGAUCCGGUUGCCACCCCCACUCAUUAUUUGUGUCCGUUGCAUUUACCCACACGCCUGCGGUGGCGUCUUCUUGCCCCACCAAUUCGGCUCCCGUGACCCCGCGUCUGAACGCAAGCGCCAUAUAUGAUCGUCGGACCGUCGCGCCACAAGUUUUCUAUGCCUUUGCACUCGUUUUUCUUUUUCCAUAUUCGAAACAUUUUAUCGGUCGCCACUAUUACCGUUCCGCGAUCUCGUGUUAUUGACUACGUGACCGCACAUCGGACUACAUAAUAUUGCAACUGUUUACUUGCUUAUCAUAUUUUGUAUCAUUUGGGUCACAUUGUACGAUUUGAUCAAACGUGUAUUUUUGACCGUGACACCCAAAUCUUCAGAGGCAGGUACGAUUUCAUGUUCAUUACGCCUAAACGGAAUAUUCGUGUCCCACUGUGUUUCCGUCGCUUCGUAGGCGAGUUGUGACUUACGAGCUCUUCAUUUCAACACAGCCCAUUUGCCAGUAUAAACUAACAAUUUAUCCACUUCAGUGAUUCAGUUUUGUUAAACUUCUAUGUGCUUCCGCACGGGCCACCGAUCGGACAACUGCUCCGUGCUUUCAAGCCCAUUCCUCCAACGCGAGCGUGGUUGUGUUAUCGCCUCUGAUGUUUCGCACGCUCUUUGUUCUUAUUUGUCCAUUGAACCUGUUCAGGCUCACUGCCGUGCCUUUAGCGCGAAACCGACUCAGUUCCCGUCUUUAGCUAACAUGAUCAUGAACUUCCCACAUUAAUACUAUGGCCAGACAAAUGUUAAGUGCUACG